Molecule: messenger RNA, 1224 nt
Organism: Condylostylus longicornis
Lineage: Eukaryota; Metazoa; Arthropoda; Insecta; Diptera; Dolichopodidae
Product: band 7 protein AGAP004871-like
Exons: 6
Coding region: 308-1186 (292 amino acids)
Cellular component (GO): plasma membrane
Source: RefSeq, a predicted model, not a curated record
GCCAGGCACGUACGUUUAACAUAAGAUCUUUGAAACAAAAAAUAUUUAGAAAAAAGAAUUAUAAAAUUUACACAAUAUUUUCUAAAAAGGAAGCAAAUAAAAUACGGGAAUAAAAGCUAUUGAAUUAUAAAUAAAAAUAAUAAAGAUCAAAUUUAAAUUGAAAUAUUAAAAGUGUGAUGAAUCGAUAAUGUAAAAUUUUUAUUAGGAAAUUAUCGUAAUACAAAUUACCCACUUAUAAUCAUAAUUACAAUAUUAAUAAUUCAAAUUUUUGUUUUGUGUUAAGAUUCGAAUAAUUUAUAAGUAUAUUAUGGAAGUCGGAUGUAGAAAACCAAAAGAUGGAGGUUAUGAGUGCAUUUGCAAAAUACCUGAAGAUGAAAAUAUGACAUGCGUUGAAAUUGUUGCGACAAUACUGUCAGUGCUGUUACUAAUUUUAACAUUUCCAAUAUCAAUUUUUAUAUGCUUCAAAGUUGUUUCAGAAUUCGAAAGAGCAGUUAUAUUUCGAAUGGGACGACUCAGGAGUGGUGGGGCUCGAGGUCCCGGUGUAUUUUUUGUCCUACCAUGCGUUGAUGAUUAUUGUAAAGUUGAUUUAAGAACAGUAUCAUUUGAUGUACCACCACAAGAAGUUUUAACAAAAGAUUCUGUUACUGUAACAGUUGAUGCAGUCGUCUAUUAUAGAAUAAGUGAUCCACUUAAAGCUGUUAUACAAGUAUCAAAUUAUAGUCAUUCAACGAGAUUAUUGGCAGCAACAACAUUAAGAAAUGUUUUGGGAACAAAAAAUUUAUCAGAAUUAUUAGUUGAACGUGAAGCAAUAUCACAUACAAUGCAGACAUCAUUAGAUGAAGCUACAGAUCCAUGGGGUGUUAAAGUGGAACGAGUUGAAAUCAAAGAUGUGUCAUUACCAACAGCUUUACAACGUGCAAUGGCAGCUGAAGCUGAAGCAGCUAGAGAGGCUCGUGCAAAAGUUAUAGCUGCUGAAGGUGAAAUGAAAUCAUCGAGAGCACUAAAGGAAGCAUCAGAUACACUAUCAGAGAGUCCUGCUGCUUUACAAUUACGUUAUAUGCAAACAUUAUGCAGUAUAUCAGCUGAAAAAAAUUCAACAAUUAUAUUUCCAUUACCAUUGGAAUUACUGACACCAUUUUUUAAUUUUCAACACAAUAAAAUCUCACCAUAUAAAACUGAUCCUUAAUUAUGAAUACAAUUUUUUCUUAUUAAAAAUUAUUCAAU